GACUGCAUUGUAGGAGGAUCUAGGCUUAGGUGAUAUAGAGUACUCAGCCCUUUUUUCAGACACAGUCGUCAUGAAGACAGCAGCGGCACUCCUGGCCCUCUCCCUCCUUCAUGUCUGCUCUCCUGUGCCCAUCAGCCGCCCCACCAACUGGCUCAGACAAUGUCGUGCCUCCACCAACCUCUCCAUCACAGCGCUGGAGGUGCUGCCAGGCGGAGGCUGGGACAACCUUCGGAACAUGGACAUGGGUCGAGUCAUGAACCUCAGCUACUUCCAGUGCCAGACCACUGAGGACGGGGUCUACCUCAUCCCGGACGAGGUGUUCGUCAUUCCCCACAAAGAGACGGGUGUGGAGACCAACUCAGAGAUAAUCAGCACCUGGCUGGAGCAGAAAAGCUCGACAUCGUUCACCAUAAAUGCAGACGUAUCCUACCUGUCUAUGCUGAAUGGAAAAUUUUCUACUGAGAACCAGAGGAUGAAAACCCAUCAGGUCAAAGACUCGUCAACUACGGCCAGAGUGCAGGUUCGUAACUUCAUCUACACAGUUAAGGCUUAUCCAGACUUCACUCUGGACACACGCUUUGUCCAACAAGCCAGAGAGAUAGCGGAUGCAAUUGAAAACAACCAAACACGAAAGGCAGACUAUCUCUCGGAGAAGAUGGUGCUGUAUUAUGGAACCCAUGUUAUCACGAGCGUCGAUGCUGGGGCUGCAUUGGUGCAGGAAGAUUACCUCAGUUCUACAUAUGUGUCAGACAAUGUGUCCCAGACUUUCUCUGUCAAAGCUCAGGCUGGCUUCAACUUUUUUGACAAACUCAAGUUUGACAUAAGCAGUCAAAUGACCCAACAGAGCGCAGCGCUCCAAACGUACCAGUCCAACAUUCAGUACUCUCUCAUUCAGAGCCAUGGCGGCGGCACGCCUUUCUAUCCUGGCAUCACUCUGCAGAAGUGGCAGGAAAGUACCAGGAACAACCUGGUUGCCAUUGAUCGCUCUGGAUUUCCCCUACACUUCUUGAUAAACACCAACACCCUCGCUGACCUGCCACAGCCUACAGUUGGAAAAGUGGCUCUUAGAGUGAGCCAAGCCAUCGAGCGAUACUACAAAGUCAACACCCGCCCCGGCUGUGUCGACGUCAACUCCAAGAACUUUAACUUUCAGGCCAACGUCAAUGAUAAUUCCUGUGAUGGCCCUGCUACAAAUCUCAGUUUUGGAGGUAUCUACCAAGAGUGUAUCAAACUUAGCCCCGAUGCAGGUCCGCUUUGUGAUGCGCUGGCCCAGAAAAACCCUGGAACAGGUGACUUCUCCUGUCGCUCACCUUACCUCCCAACUCUACUGAGAUCAGAAGUGAGACAGAAGGGUUACAAUUUACACCAGUGCUAUACAAGAAGCUAUGCCUGUGGAUUUUUGUGGCUGUCAACUUGUUACAAAUCAGUGUGUCAGGACAACUACUAUGUUAGUUCAGCUCGCAUCAACACCUACUGGUGCUCCACAAAUGGAGAGGCCCCGGACAACUCAGGAUACCUGUUUGGGGGCAUCUACAGCCCCUCUCUCCUGAACCCCCUCACCAAAGCCAAAAGUUGUCCACCAAACUUCAUUCCACUGAGGUUUCUCUCGGACGGGGAAGUGAUCUGUGUGAGCAAUGACUAUGAAACGGGAACCAGAUUCGCAGUGCCAUUCGGGGGCCUCUUCAGCUGUCAGUCAAGCAACCCACAGGCCGAAGGACAACGUCGCUGCCCUCCCAAGUUCAGCCAGCACCUUGCCACAGUGAGCGAUGGCUGUGAAAUUCUUUACUGUGUCCAGUCGGGACUGUUCACAGGCGGGCAACUGCUGCCAAUCCAUCUGCCCCCUUUCACCAAACCUCCACUUGUCAGCCUGCAGGCCACCAACACAGUAAUGGUGAUGACUGAGGGAGAAAAGAGCUGGGUCAGAGUGGGACAGACCAAGAUGUGGAAAAUGGCCAAACCAGAUGAAAUUAAGGAAAUUGUACGUGAGCUCAACCCAGAAUCAAGUCAGAUGUCGGGUGGACAAAAGGCAGCGGUAGCCUUUGGGGUGAUGGGUUUGAUGGUGUUGGUGGUCGUAGGGGCAGUCCUCCUGACGAGGAGAAGGAAAAGGCUGUCUGGGUUUGGGACGGCUGUGGGCUAUGAGGAAAUUCGUGGAGAGGCUGGCUGUGAUGAAGGAGAGGGGGCGACAUACCAAGAUGAAGCUUAAGAACACAGCUUGGCGGCUUUUCUCGAUUGCCACCAUCACAUUCACGUGUCUUAUGGCAGAGGCAGAUUUUCACAUCUUUAAGAGUUCCUUGUUUGAAUCAGCUGGAAUUUACAUUGAUUUAAUAUUCAUUAGAAUUUUUUAUGAAACCAAUCAGUCAUUUACUUUAUAACAACUGGUAAGGAUAGUAAAUGUAAUAAUUUUAACAAUUCAUUUAUUGGUUGACAUUUUGCCUAAUAGCUUGGUGUGUAUUUUAAGCUUUUAGUUUGUAUUGUUAAACUACACGUACUAAAUGAGACAAUAUCAUAUUGCAUUAAAAUAGCUCUAAAACAAAAUGGUAAACUGACAGCAGGUGUCAUUUCCAAGGGCCCAUUUGAACCAAUACUGCCCCCAGGAGGCCAAGAUGCACAAUGCCAUUUAGUAUAUAAAUAUAUACAUUUUUAGUAUAAUAAUAUAAUUUAGAAUAUAUGUUCACACACACACACAAACACAAACACACACACGUUUUUAUCCCUCAUUUAAGAACCUGAAUGCUUUGUAUGACUUUGUUUAAAUGUGCAAUUCAUAACAUAUUUUUUAGAAAUAUUCACUUCAGAUAGUGGAGAAUAUUUUGUAAUGUUUUUAUUGCUUAAAAAUCUAUUUUAGAUUAAGGACUUAUUUUUGUACUUUUUGUAUCAUGCAACAAACAAACUGUCUCUUCUGCAAUCCACAACUAUUAAAGUAGCUUAAAACUA
This is a messenger RNA of Scophthalmus maximus (turbot), 2934 nucleotides long. RefSeq names its product macrophage expressed 1, tandem duplicate 1 (gene mpeg1.1). The transcript is spliced from 2 exons. The record is from RefSeq and is a predicted model, not a curated record. The coding region runs from base 71 to 2203 and encodes 710 amino acids. NCBI's taxonomy places the organism in Eukaryota, Metazoa, Chordata, Actinopteri, Pleuronectiformes, Scophthalmidae. Gene Ontology annotation, biological process: defense response to bacterium.